Messenger RNA from Closterium sp. NIES-65, 1671 nucleotides. The record is from the annotation of a GenBank genome assembly. Lineage: Eukaryota; Viridiplantae; Streptophyta; Zygnematophyceae; Desmidiales; Closteriaceae.
AUGCGCGCAAUGUGUGUCAAGGCGACAGGCAGGCAGAUCAGAUGGCAGCAGCAACAGUGCAGAGUCCAUCCGAAAAGCUCCCCUUGCAGCUACUGCAGGCAGCAGUUCCAGGCAACAGUGGAGUACGCGCCAUGGCAGAAAGUCCCCAGGGCGCCGCAGCGAAAGGACCCCAGGCAGGGGACUAUAGACAAAGACCCCGAGUACGUGGCGUUCCUAGCAGCGUUGGAGCAGGGCGAGGAGAGCCUUCCGAGCGCAGAGGUGCAGCUGGAGAAGGCAGACGCUGCCAAGGCCGCUGCUGCAGGAGCCAAGGAGCCGCUAGUGCUGACGCCCCUGGUGGAGUAUGUGUGCCAGAGGCGCGCCAAUGCACGGACAGGCCCCCAGGCUCGUGUGGUUACCAGCAGACCCACUCGCCCUGUGGGCGCAGGGGGAGAGAGGGGGGCUGCGGGGAGGAUGGGGGGAGGCGCAGGGGGAACGCAUGCUCCCCCCGCUGCAGGGAGUGGGGCAGGCCGUGGGGGUGGGGGUGGGGGAGGGGGAGGGGGGAGUGGUGGUGGGGGUAAGGGGGGAGGCAGGGAAAGAGGUGCACGUGGAGGUGGGAGGAGUGGGGGAAGGGGCGGGGGAGGUGAGGGAGGUGGUAAAGGAGGGGGGGAGGCGGGCAUACCUGGUGCAGCUGGUGCUUCAGUUGGUGCUUCAGGUGGUGCAAGGGAGAAGGCCGAUUCAGCUGCUGUUACUUCUGCAGCACAUUCACGCUCGUCGCGCCGUCACGCGGCGGAUCUGCGGCGCAAGAGAGGCGGCACCAACAGCAGCGACGCCCACAGAGACGCUCAGAGGGACGCUCGGGCCACUCCCUCCCCUUCCUCCCUCGCGCCUGCUGCUACAGCUGCAGUCGCCUCUGCUACAGCCGGUGCAGCUGUUACCAACACUGCAGCUGGGGGUGCGUCUGGCAUUGUGGCAGCAGGCACUACAGGUGCGAGCACAACAGCAAGUGGUGCUGGUGGUGGUGACAGUGGUGCUGGUGCUGGCUCAAUCCGCACAGUGCCGUCUGGCCGGGGUGCAGGGGUGAAGAUUUUUACUCGGCAGCAUGCACAGCCACAUGUGCAGCAGCAGACUCAGCAGCAGCCGCAGCAGCAAAGGCAGUAUGGGCGGGGAGGGGGCAUGCAGGCGGCACAGCAGCAGGCACAGCAGCAGGCACAGCAGGCACAGCAGGCACAGCAGCAGGCACAGCAGGUUCGGCAGGCGCAAGGAGGGGCAGGAAGCGUGGCAGGUGAAGCAACAGCAGUUGCAAGCAAGGCUGAAACUCCUGCUGCUGCUGGCAGUGCAGCAGGAGCAGCGGGAGCAGCAGGGGCAGCAGGAGGAAGGGCAGGGACAGCAGGAGGAAGGGCAGGGACAGCAGCAGCUGGGGGAGGAGCAGAAAGGGAGGCAGCAAGGGAGGCGAGGGACAGCCGAGGCAGGCUGAAGAACCGGGACCGGCCCGAUCGACCCGUGUGGACUCCCAGGCGACGCCCAGACGUGGGAGGGGGCGGUGCUGCUGGUGCAGGGCAGUCUGGGGGAGGUGGUACUGCUGCAGCAGGCACUGGUGCUGUGAGCAGAGGGGGUGGAGGGGCAGGGAGCUAUGGUGGGAGAGGGAGGGGCGGCAGUGACUAUGGCAGAGGAGGUAUGCCCAAAUUCGUUUAA